AUGCGUAGAGGUACUGCUUUAAAAGCUCGACAGGCAAAUGGGAAACUUUUCCUCGUUGAUGUUCCAGAGAAUCGCUAUCAUUUUGUUUCUACCUGGGACCAUAUCCAAGAAAUCAAUGCUGUUCCGGAUACUGUACUUUCGUUGACCGCUACCGCAAAAGAGAUUCUCCAGCCUGAGUACACGAUGCAUAAGUUUAAUUGGGCAAACUCUAGGCGUCACGAUUCGGUGCCUCUCACUCGAACACUGCAGACAUAUCUUACCAACUGGUUACCUAAUCUACUCCCAGACCUGCGCUGCCAUCUUAGGGUAACAUUUGAUCGACAAAUUCUAGCUGGACCGCUCAAAAACGGCGUUAGGUCUCCUAAACUCUUCCCAGUAUUGGUUGAGGCUAUUGCUUACUCCAAUAUUAUGGCAUUUUUUGGUAAAGACUUGGUUCAGAAUCCUGAUUUUAUGAAAGCCAGUGUUGGCUUUAUUGAAAAUACUCUAGUUAUCUCUGAGAUAGUACGAGUACUCCCUCACGUGGUUGCUCCUAUCGUGGGGAGAUUCUUAGCCCGCCACUUUAAUUCUCAAACUAUAAUAUUUGAUACCUUGAUGCCGAUCGUUCAACAGCGACUUGAACAGAGAGAACGGAAGAAGUACGGGCAUGAAGUUCCCGAGCAUCACAGCAGCAUGACUGUAUACAAUGGAUUAUUAAUGGUUCCACGGUAUGCUUUUGAUUAUUUGAGCACGCGGCGCGUAGCCCUUAAACCGUUUGAACUUUCCGGCAGUCACCAGGUCCCUGUCGGCGAAUGGGUCUGUACAGCUCCUGGUGCAAUGCAUCGUGAUUCUGCCUACUAUGCAAAGUCAUCCGAGUUUCACGGCUUCAGAUUUGUUGAGCCAUUCCUCUACAGAACUAUUCUUGAGGCCACUAAUUUCGAGAUACCAGAGUUAGGCAAAUCAUCGGAAUUUGUGUCCGUUCCAGGUUGGCAGCUCUGGGCUAUAGGGCGUGUUUCAUGGAAGCAUCAUGAAUAG
Botrytis sinoallii is the source of this 1011-nucleotide messenger RNA. RefSeq lists its product as uncharacterized. The record is from RefSeq and is a predicted model, not a curated record. The coding region runs from base 1 to 1011 and encodes 336 amino acids. Lineage: Eukaryota; Fungi; Ascomycota; Leotiomycetes; Helotiales; Sclerotiniaceae. Gene Ontology annotation, molecular function: oxidoreductase activity, acting on paired donors, with incorporation or reduction of molecular oxygen; heme binding; monooxygenase activity. The transcript is spliced from 8 exons.